AUGGUUCAUUUUGAGUUUCCCAUGCUGGGUUCUGCACAUAUGGAGACUUCGCGUCAACCACCUCACGUACUAUCCCUAAUCGAUGAGAUCCGACAGCUGGCCUCAUCUGAACAGGGCGAUUCAGUCCAGUCCCGGUUCCAGCUACUGCGGCUGAUCGAUGAGUUGAAGCUGGCCGUCGAGACGCCCACAGAGACCGUUCUGCGAAUGAUCUACCAGCCACCGCAAAAUGCCGCCCUUCGCACCGUCAUCGACCUGCGCAUCUUCCCAUUGCUUGUGGAACAUCCCCAAGGCCGUUCGGCUAAGGACUUGGCGGUUCACACGGGGGCGGAGAAAGCCCUCAUCGUCCGUCUGAUGCGCGUCAUGAUUGCCUUGGGUCUGUGUGCCAGUCGCGAGCCAGAGGUUUAUCUUCCCACCGACAAGACCAUCGCGAUGACGCAGCCCAUUGGGCGGGACGGUGUGCCCUGCAUAUACGACUUGACGAUGCCUACGCUAAGCCAACUCCCUGAGUACUUCCGGGAGCACCACUACGCCAUGCCCAAGGAGUAUUCACGCUCUCCCAUGCGCUGGGCCGUCGGACAGAGCCAGUUCGAAUGGCUCGCGCAGCGGAAAUACCACCAGACCCUAUUCAACUCCUACAUGGCGAGUCGACGCCAGGGUCGACCAUCCUGGUUCAACGUGUACCCCGUGCAGCGACUGACCGAUCAGACGAUCGCCCAUGAGGACGCCGUCUUCCUCGUCGACGUCGGCGGCAACCAGGGCCAUGAUCUGAUCCGCUUCAGGGAGAAACACCCUCAGGUCCCUGGACGGUUGAUCUUGCAGGAUCUCCCCAAGGUGGUGUCCCCGUCUGUCGGCAAGGGGAUCGAGCCGAUGGCAUACAGCUUUUUAGAUCCCCAGCCGAUCAAAGGCGCCCGAGCUUACUACUUCCGCGCCAUCUUCCAUGACUGGCCCGACUACAUCUGCCACAAGAUCCUGCUCAACACCGUCUCCGCCAUGGAUGAGGAGUAUUCGCGCGUCCUCAUUGUGGAUUUCGUCCUCUCUGACACGGACACACCGCUCCUCCAGGCGUCACUCGACAUCCAGAUGAUGAGCAUUGGCUCGGGCAUCGAGCGAUCCGAGCGCCAGUGGAGGGAGUUGCUGCAUAACGCCGGAUUGGAAAUUACGGGGAUUUGGUCGGGGAGUCCAGGUAUGGAGUCAGUGAUUGAGGCUGUGCCUCGUUCUUUCGAAUAG
Molecule: messenger RNA, 1227 nt
Organism: Aspergillus tanneri
Lineage: Eukaryota; Fungi; Ascomycota; Eurotiomycetes; Eurotiales; Aspergillaceae
Exons: 5
Coding region: 1-1227 (408 amino acids)
Molecular function (GO): O-methyltransferase activity
Source: RefSeq, a predicted model, not a curated record